AUGAAAAAGGGAGCAAAGAAAUAAAAUAAACGAGAAUCUGAACUAUAACAAAUUGAAGAAAUCAAAUUGGUUGAAAUCUAUGGUAUUAAUAAAACUAAUUGUAGAAUGUAUGAAUGAUCCAGACAUUGAAUAAUCAGGUGUCAUAAUCAAACUUGAAGAUUUAUUGCUUGAAAGCCCAUAAGGAGUUUUACUAAGUUUUGUGUCUUUUUACUUAAAGUUGGUUGGAAUGGAUCAUUGCAAUCAAUAUUUGAAGGGAUUGAGUCUAGUCAAUGUCAAUUUGGAAGAAAUAAUUAAUAAAUUGGAAUCUCUCUAACUUGAAAAUUAGUCCAAUUUAAUUGAUGAACAAUAAUGCUAAUAAAUUGAGCAUAAUAAAGUUUUAAAACAAUUUUUUGAUACCCUAUUUUCAACUUAGACGUAGUUGCCCUUCCAAUGCGAGGGAUUUUUCAGAUAUACAUAUAACUGGCUUACAACUAUCUCCUAAACUAAGUUUAGAACUGCUAGAUUGGCUGCCUUGGAAGUCAUUGAUUUAAUAAUUAGUUCCAUAUCCCACUUCUUAGAAUCUAUAAGUAUAAUUUUGAUAGAUUAACCAUAGAAAAUGAACAGGAAUUGAAAGAAGCAACUAAAUUUAUUAAUAAUAUUUUCGAAUAUUUAGUAACUAAUAGAACUUAGGAUGUGUAAACUUUAAUUAAGAGAAAAGCUAUCCAAAUUCUAUUCCAUUCCUUUUUGAAUCCAGAUGUUCCUACUGACCCCUAUUAUAGUUACUUAGGGUGUUUAUUUUUAAGUGAAAAUCAUGAAUGCAGGGAAUCAGCUUUGAAUGAAUUAGAAAAGAUCUAAAAGUCUUUGAUUGAAAGUAAAAAAUCUCUCUAACCAAUAAUUGAUUUUCUACAAGAAGAAUAAGAGGCUGUAAUAAGCUUAAUAUUCGAUCCCAAUGAAAGUGUUCAAUUAAAAUUGAUUAAUUUCUUAAAGGUAUUAUCGUAGUAAUACUUUAUAGAUGUUUUCAAAAAAUACAAAUGUAGUGAGUAAUUUUUUUAAAACCAAGACUUGCUAAGCCUUCAUUAGAAUAUUAUUUGCAAAAAAUCUUAGAGUGAGAUAUGAAUCUUCCUUUUUGUUGCAUUUAUUUGAAAAACCAAUUAAAAGUGUAGUAAAAUUGACUGAAUUUUACUUAACGUAUGCACCUUUUGAAAUUCAAAGCUAUGAGGAAUGCCAAAAUUUUAUAUUUUCUUUUGUUCAUAGUCAUCCUUUUGUCUGCUUGCCUGAAUAAUACUCUCAGUUUUUUGAAGGGGAUUAGUAAGAAUAAUUCUAGAUUAUGGGUUUCUAUUUUUAUGCAUCGAUAUUAUCAUAUCAACAGACUUAAACGAAAUUCUGGUGGUUAGAGGUGAAGGAUGAAGAAACCCAAUUCACCGAUUAAUUUACUAGUUACUUUUUGAGUAAAGUUAAGUCCUCAAUAGAUUUGAUUGAUGAGGUAUUUAUAUCAACCUAUAAUCUUUUAGAAUUUGCUAUUUCCUUAUCUACACAUCUAUUAAAACUUAAAUUCUAAAUCAAUACCUCUUAAGGAUAUUAAAGCAAUUGUCAUUGGAGUGUAAAAGAUUUUCUAAAAGAGUCAGAAUAUUGGAAUAAUUAAUCAGGUCUGCAAAUUGAUGUUUAUAUACCAAUAAUAACAAUCAGAUUCAGAAGUGAUCAAAGAUUGUCUAAAGGAAUUAGUUAAGUAUGGUAUAAAGAUUUACAAGGAGAAAUUAAACUUUUUGAAUCUUUAGAAAAUUGAAUGUUUGAUAAAACAAAAUUUAGUUUUUCCAAAAUAAAUUCUGAAUCCAAUCAGUUCCAUUUUUGAAAAUAAAGAUGAGAAAUCAAUCAUCAUAAAUGCUAACUUAUUGUCCAGUUCACUUCAAAAUUAAAUCAGAAAUCUAUUAAGUUCUAAUAAACCUUAAGAGAAUGACCAUGAGGCUAAUUACAAAGAAAUAAGGGAUCUAUUUUUUAAUUAUUGCUUCUAAAUUUUGGAAAAUAAAAAUAAGGAUCAACAUCAUAUCACUAUUUUACAAUUAGUCAUCAACAAUUUAAUUUAUACUAACAAUUUUAAACUCUAAAGAUUGAACUUAUAGUAUUACAUAUCUUCCUAAACUUAUUCAUUAUUGUACAUCCAUUUUCAUAAUUUUGUACUUUCUGAAUUAUCUAGAUAAGUUAAAUUAGAAAAAGAAAAAUAAAAUGAUUUCAAAAGAAGGAAAAGCCGCCCUUUGAUUGAUAAUUUACCUUAAAUCAGUACUUUAUAAAUGGAAUUAUUCAACAAUUCAAUAAAAUUGAUGAAUCAAUGUCCAUAAAUACUAACAAAUAAAGAAUUUGGCAUUCAAUUCCUUUCUUAUCUAUUUGAUCUCAUGAAAUCCAGUUGUUACUUUAGUGAUUUAAAACCAACUAUUUUAACAUCAAUUUCAUAAUCAUUAUAAAAAGUCAUAGAGAAUGAUCAGUGUUCCAAAAAGGAGGAUUUCUGGAAAUUUGUUGUUGAUUAUUCCUCAAUUCACUAUUAAUCAUAAAGUGAAGAAAACUUUAAUGAAUUUGUAAAAUUAUGCAUAAACUCAUACAUUGCUUCUGUUAAUAAAUAAAAUGUUAAUGAAAAGAGAAUGAAAUUUAUAAAUCAUUGUGCUGAAAUGAUCCAAACAGGAUUUUAAGAUUUAUCCAAUAUAUUUCUAUUUGGAUUAUUAAGCCACAUAUUUUAUAAGCCAACAAAAUUAUUAAAAACAUUGUAAAUUGAUAAACUAACCUAUUAAAAAUUCUAUGCCUUUUAUGAAUCUAAGAGUUCAGAAUACCAUCAAAGUAAUAAAUAAGAAGAGGAGAAGAAGGAAAUCCUUAAAUCAGAGUAAUAAUUAAGAAACAGAUUAAAAUAAUAAACUGGACUUACCACUAAAGAGAUUAACAAAAUAGUGAACAGGGUUUCAAAAAGUCCCGAGAAACUUAAUGUUGUCCAAAAAUGCAUAAUCGAUAAUAGCCAAGUUAGUAACAGUAAAGAAAAACUGAAAUAAGACUCUGACGAAGAGUUAGAAAUCCCUUUUUCAAAGUAGAAAGCAACUUAAUGA
This is a messenger RNA of Paramecium octaurelia, 3062 nucleotides long. The record is from the annotation of a GenBank genome assembly. Lineage: Eukaryota; Ciliophora; Oligohymenophorea; Peniculida; Parameciidae.